Mirounga angustirostris (Northern elephant seal) is the source of this 2543-nucleotide messenger RNA. RefSeq names its product OMA1 zinc metallopeptidase (gene OMA1). Gene Ontology annotation, cellular component: mitochondrial inner membrane. Gene Ontology annotation, molecular function: metalloendopeptidase activity. The coding region runs from base 725 to 2302 and encodes 525 amino acids. The record is from RefSeq and is a predicted model, not a curated record. Gene Ontology annotation, biological process: protein quality control for misfolded or incompletely synthesized proteins; mitochondrial protein processing. Lineage: Eukaryota; Metazoa; Chordata; Mammalia; Carnivora; Phocidae. The transcript is spliced from 10 exons.
CCUACCUAAACCCUGCCAUGAAGAACUGAACAUUUCCUGCCUAAACAGUGCUCGGGAGUUGUGAUAAUUUCUUUAUAAACUUGUCUACAAAUACCACUUUUUAAUACUCUUCAAAUAAUGUCACUUGCCUGUGUAAAGCGGAGCAACAGUUCUAUUGUGCCGUGCAGUCCUCCACGAGAAAUUUUAGUCCGGGGCGAAGAAAAUAGCUCAUUUGGAAUUCAGGGAUUGAUCAACUAUCGUGACUCCACAAUCAGUGCUGUGUAACCCUCGCGAAAAUGAUGUAGCUUUAUAUCCAUCAUCUCAGCCCUGGCGAAGGGGUGCAGGCUGACAUUUGGAAGCUUAAGGACCAAGUCUGUUGCCUUCCAAUUUAUUUAUUUUAUUUUAUUUUUUUUAAAGUCUUCCAUCAUGGGUGUACUUUGCUUGAAUGAUUAUUUUAAAGUACACGUUCUAUUUUUGCCAGUCUGACAGCUGUUUCCAUAGAAACUAGAGAAGAAAUAGUCAUUUUCAGCAGAGUUGUUAAAACGGUCUUCCAGGCUUCAGCUGUUGAGUGCCAUAAUCUUAGAAGUUUGCCAGCUAUGUUUGUUGACCUGCUACAGUUCUUCGAAGAGGAUGUGUCAGUCCUGAUUCUGACUUUGUUGUCCAGUUUCAGCAAGAAUCCUGCUAAAUCAGUUUACCCAAAAUCCCCCAUCCUGUAAGAAGUUACAGAUAAUCAAGGAGAAGAAAGAUGAAUUUCAUCUAUGGACUGCAGUCUCCUACUAGAAACUGUGUUUUCUUCCGAUUUCAUAUGUUGGCCAACUGGAGAAAGUGUAACACACUAGCUGUAACCUCACCAGACUGUCUUCAAGGACAAAUUAAUCAUAUAGUUAACAAGUAUCAGGGUCUGGGAGUAAAUCAGUGUGAUAGGUUGACUUUUCUUGCUCAACAUUUUUAUUUCUAUAAGACUUUUAGUAACAAAAGACCAGGAUGCCUCUUGAGCACGAGAUGUAAGGAAAUUGGGAUGGUUACCCCAAAAUGUACUGUGUGGAAUGACUCUUUUUCAAGACAGCUACUGAUAAAAGAAGUUACAGGAGUUCCUGCCCUUUCACUAUUGCAUCCUCUAAACUGUCUUCAUGAAAGAGAUAUCAGGAGUUUCCACACUUCUCCUCGGUUUCAAGCUGCUCCGGUUCCUCUCUUGUUGAUAAUUCUUAAACCAGUGCAGAAACUAUUUGCAAUCAUUGUAGGCAGGGGCAUAAGGAAAUGGUGGCAGGCACUUCCUCCUAACAAGAAGGAACUAUUUAAAGAAAGUUUAAGAAAGAAUAAAUGGAAGUUACUCCUUUGUUUCAGUAGUUUUGGAUUGCUCUUUGUAGUGUUUUAUUUUACUCACCUGGAAGUGAGUCCUGUCACAGGAAGGAGCAGGCUACUAUUAUUGGGGAAAGAACAUUUCAGACUUUUAUCAGAACUGGAAUAUGAAGCAUGGAUGGAGGAAUUUAAAAAUGAUAUGCUCACUGAGAAGGAUGCCCGAUACCUAAUGGUUAAAGAGGUGGUUAAUCAUUUGAUUGAAUGCAAUAAAGAUAUCCCAGGGAUCUCUGAGAUCAAUUGGAUUAUUCAUAUGGUUGAUUCUCCAGAUGUAAAUGCCUUCGUGCUUCCAAAUGGACAAGUGUUUAUCUUCACUGGGCUUUUAAAUAGUGUGACUGAUAUCCAUCAACUUUCCUUCCUUCUGGGCCAUGAAAUAGCACACGCAGUACUUGGGCAUGCUGCAGAAAAGGCUAGCUUGGUUCAUUUAUUGGAUUUCCUAGGUCUGAUUUUUCUCAUAAUGAUUUGGGCCAUUUGCCCUCGAGAUAGUUUGGCACUUUUGGGCCACUGGAUACAGUCUAAACUGCAGGAGUAUAUGUUUGAUAGACCAUACAGUAGAACAUUGGAGGCUGAAGCUGACAAAAUUGGACUACAGCUUGCUGCAAAGGCUUGUGUGGAUGUCAGAGCCAGUUCAGUGUUUUGGCAGCAGAUGGAAUUUGCAGAUAGCCUCCAAGGCCAUCCCAAGUUGCCAGAAUGGUUAUCCACACACCCUUCUCAUGGAAAUCGAGCUGAGCACUUGGAUAGACUCAUACCUCAGGCUCUUAAAAUUAGAGAGAUCUGUAAUUGCCCACCACUUUCUGGACCAGACCCUCGAUUACUAUUCAAACUCAGCAUGAAGCAUUUCCUGGAAGAAUCAGAGAAAGAAGACCUAAAAAUCACUGCCGAGAAACAGAAAAUGGAUACUCUCACCAUUCAACAACAGAAGCAAAUACCCUUAACAUAUAUAGUUGAGAAAAGAACUGGCAGUUGAAUUAAAAUUUAUGAGACAUGGGAUAUAUGAAGAAUGCAGCAUUCGUUACCAUUUUUAUGUUAUUUUUUAAAAAAUGAUGUUUGAAAUAAAAAAAAUGUAUAUUCAGGGUCAAAUCAUGUAUAUUACAAGUAUUAUCUAAAUUCUUCUAGGUAUUUUCAUGAAAUAUUGAUGUAUUUUAAUCUAUUUUAAAGUAUCUUCAAUGAGGAAAAUGUCACAGAAUAAAUUUAUAUUACACAUUUUA